Venturia canescens is the source of this 3779-nucleotide messenger RNA. Its product is annotated as colorectal mutant cancer protein. Gene Ontology annotation, molecular function: calcium ion binding. The transcript is spliced from 16 exons. The record is from RefSeq and is a predicted model, not a curated record. Bases 476 to 3040 code for a protein of 854 amino acids. NCBI's taxonomy places the organism in Eukaryota, Metazoa, Arthropoda, Insecta, Hymenoptera, Ichneumonidae.
AUAGACUUGAUCACCGUUCAUUCCUAUCGGAUCAACGAUUUCUGCGAUUCUUUCAGUGCUAAUUACGCUUCGUACAUGACACUGUGGAAAAACUAACGUGACAAGAUGUAUUUCAACUGCCACGCCUCGUUAUAUAUACGCACUUAAUAAAACGUCUAAAUCCAUCCAACUCGUGUAUAUUGAAUAAAAGCAGCAAGGGCUGUCAGAUUGCUAUGAAAGUACCUUACCCUCAAACAUAUUUUCCUUGAAGGGAGUAACGAAAACGUAGGAUCUAGUAUGCCUAUAACAUUCGUAGAGCUCGCGGGACAGGUACUUGGGAAUUCAGAUUUUUGGCGAAAAACCCGCAUACCCUCGAGCCGACGACUCUCAUAUUUUCUCCUCUGUACAUGAAGAGAUCGUGUCAUAUAUGUUUGAAUGCAGAUUGCAGAAUUGGUGAGAAUCAAUUGUCAUGGCUAAAAUACCUGUUAAGUGAGAAAUGUCUCACAUUGCGGAUGGUGAGAGCGAAGCAGGUUCAAUCUGCGACGAAGAGAGAAUAAGAAAACUUUUUCAAGCAUGCGACGGAGACGGAGAUGGUUUCAUCGAUAGCCAAGAUCUCUUGACCGUCUGCCGGGAACUCAACCUCGAAAAUUCGGUGGAGGAACUCAUGCGAGAGCUCGGGGCGGAUGAGCACGGUCGUAUUUCCUAUCAGGAGUUCCUUAGACGGAGGUUAGCCCUUCGACCGGAAAUCGAGGCUCUCAGAUCCGGCAAACACACAACGAGCCCUCAUCACACUCACACACCCGAAUAUCUACCCACCAGCAGUGACAAUAGCCUCGGCACCGUAUCCGGACGCCAUGAGAGUUGGGAAUUCGACAGUGGAGCGCGUGACCUCUCCCCGGAGCCGCACACCCUUCAAAAACUCGUCGAGGCUGCUGCGGGGGGGACUGGAAACAUGCUGGAUCUCGCCAACAAGUUGCACGCGGCUGCUCUCUCCUCGCUGAGAUCCGAAGUUGCGGAACUAAAUUCGAGGCUGCUCGUCGCGACGAGAGCCAAAGAAUCGGCCGAUGCUGCACUGAUAAGAGCCGAAGCUCAAGCGGCGAGGGCCGAACAACGGGCUGAACAAUUAGCAUCCAGACACGAGGAAAGACUGACGGAACUCCAUUCGGUGAUCGCUGAACUUGGAAGACAAUUGGAGAGACAUCGAGCCACGGUUAUUACCGAAGAGGAUGAGUCCGAGGUGGAAACGAGUCGGGAUGCGGAAGGCUCCAUCACGAACCCGGUCGAAGAGAGCGAAGCUGGUGGAGACAUCCAAGGUGACGGAGACCGGACCCUCGGCGAUGUUGACUCGAGUUGUUGCGAGGAGAUCGAAAAUCGACAAAACGAGAACGAAACUGAACAGCUGGACAGUCCAGCGGCGCUUCCGACUCCGGAGCCAACUCAACCGGCCGUCUCGUGUCAGAGCGUCGCGGUUGCGACCCUUCAAGAAGAAGUUUCUGCUCUUAGAGCAGAAAUUGCGAUCCUCCAUUCCCAAUUAGCCCAGUACAAAAACCAGGGUCAGAACAGCAAUCAUGGCCAAUUAACGAGCAGCGAUUCCCCGCGACGAGAUUCACCGCGUCGGGAAAACAGGACGAGAGGUACCGUAAGCUCACCCGAACCUCUGACAGCCCCGUGUUCGCCGCUCCUGCCUCCUCUUCAAACUCCGCCAACGAAAAUGAUUUCGAGGGAGGAGACGCCGAUUUUGAAAAUGGCCGAACGCGUUAAACUACGAAGAACCGACGAGAGACACAUCACGGGUCCGGAUAUAACGAAUCUUGGUGUGUGCUCUACUAUGGUCGCUGAGCAUCUGGUCUCCGAUUUGAUGGAGCAAUCUAAUCUACAGGAGCUGAAUGGGUCCGAAAAACAAUUCGAAGUCGAGACCGAAAGAUUGAACAGCAGAUUGGAGCAUUCUCGUGCCAACAACGCGGUCCUUGCUCUCACGCUUCAAGAGAGCAAAGCCCAGUGCGACAAGUUGUGUCUACUAGUCGGGAAAUACGAAUCGAACGCAACAGCCCUGCGUCUCGCACUUUCCUUCAGCGAUCGAGCAAUCGAGGCUUACGACGUUUUAGUGGCUUUGCUUGAGACCGAAUUGGCCUUGUCAACCGAUCGCAAUAAUGUUACGAUCGAUAAUCGGAGAACCGCCGAAAACGUAGCUCAUCACGUGCUGAACCGGUUGGAAAACGAUUGCACCGCAUUGGGCGCACCGUGGGAAGAUAGUAUGGUGUUGUCGGACGAUUCCGAAGUGUCCUGGUCGGUGGAGGACGAACAACGAUUACGAAGGCACAUAAGCAAAUUAAAAGGGGAUCGAGCGAUGGUAAGGUCGACAGCUGUUGAACUCGAAAGUGUUCACGUCGAGCCAUUGAACUCGAAACACACGAUAUCCCUUGCCGAAGCUAGGAAAUUGGAUCUUGAGACCGCUGUUCUUAUGCAGGAAUUAAUGGCAAUGCGAGAGGACAAAGCGGAACUUCGAGCUCGAGUCUUUUUGCUAGAAAAAGAACGAGCUACUAUAGAUCUCAAAUUGAGCGCGCGCGAAGCCCAAAUCGCUGCGCAACACGCCGCGAUACAACAUCUUCAGGGUCAACUCAGCGACACCGAAGCCAUGCUGGCUAUGGCCUCCAAUAGGGAUCGUGGUGUCAGUGACAACGAAAGUGAAGGUAUCGAGUCCGAAUUGAUCGAUGCACUUGGAAGAGAGGCUAGAUUGAAAGAGCGUUUGCAAGAAUUGGUCUCUACUUUGGACAAAGUUACAAGAAAUUCUGAGUUGCGGCACCAACAGUCGGCGGAACUUGUGAACGACUUGAAAAUGGCUAAUGGAGCGCUCGUUCAGUCGCUAGAAAAGUCAAAGAAAAAAUAUCAAUCCAGACUGAAAAAACUGGAACAACAAAUGUUAGGAAUGGUGGAACGCCAUGCAACUCAGGUCAAAUCGUUGAAGCAGAGAAUAGUUUUGCUGGAAGAAGAAACCUCGGGUUACAAAGGAAGUAUGCCGCUACAAUCGCAGAGUUCUGGAGCCAGUGAAACAUCGUUAUGACACUCGAGUGACGAGCCCGACUAUCGUACAUCCGAUUAUUACAAUUAAUUACCGCAGCAUAAUAACGAAUACUCGAAAACUUUUUUUUCGUUCUCGAAUAUCCUUAUUUGAAAAUAAACGUACACUAAAAUUUCCUAUCCAGCGAGAAUAAACGAAUCGACGGAUGAAUAUUUGAAGCAAUGUAUUUUUGUACUUGAAGUGUGUCGCGCCCCAAAAAAUGUAAAUCGCUUAGCUAAAAUACCUUCAAAAUAUCAAUUACAUGAAAUAUGAAAAAUCAUGUGAAUCGAAAUUUUUAAUAGCAAACAAAUAUUGGUUUCACGCAAAAUAAGGCUUUGUAAUUGCAUACAUAAAACACUCUAAUAUAAAAAUGAAACAAAACAUGAAAUGGUCAGGAAAAAAAUUUGGUCUACAAAUUUUUUUGACGCAUAAUUAAAAAAUUUUGAUCUCUACGGUUUAUCGUAUUUUUUGUGGCUUUAAAAUAGUAGGAAAGAAUAAAACGUGCCAUCGAACGCCCAUGACGCUUACGUCAACACAAAUAUGCGUACCUAUAACAAAAAAAAUAAUUAUUUAUACAAAUAUUUAUAAUAAUACGAAAUGGAACUAAUUACCUGUAUGAAUUUGUGUCAGCUCUGCAUAGGCAAUUGUGGCUAAUUGUAAAUAUGUAUAUUUUAAGCACACACCUACACGAAAAUAGUGUACAAGAAACGAAGCGUGAUAUAUAAAUUGUGCUUUAUUAAAA